AUGGUCAUCGAACAAACUGGGAGGGGGGAACGUAGCUAUGAUAUUUUCUCCAGGUUGCUGAGAGAGCGGGUCAUCAUGUUAUAUGGACCGAUCAGAGACACAGACUCUGCGCUCACAGUUGCACAACUCUUGUUUCUUGAGGCGGAAGAAACAUCGAAGCCUAUUCAUCUUUACAUCAACUCCCCAGGCGGCAGUGUAACCGCAGGGCUGGCCAUAUACGAUACAUAUGUGUCUUCGCCCAUACAUACGUAUUGCGUGGGCCAGGCAUGUUCUAUGGGCUCGCUUUUGCUAGCUGCAGGUGAGAAGGGCAAGCGACAUGCUCUUCCACACUCAACCAUCAUGAUCCACCAACCGUCCGGCGGUGCUUCAGGCCAAGCAUCCGACAUCGUCAUCCACGCUAAGGAGAUCCUGCGCGUGCGUCAGUUGCUCACAGACAUUUACCAACGGCAUUGUGGCAAGGACGGUGAGAGCGUGGAAGCGGGUGUCCAGCGCUUCGAGACAGCCCUAGAGCGGGACUAUUUCAUGACAGCACAAGAGGCCCGUGAGUUUGGGAUAGUGGAUAGCGUGCUCGAGAAGCGGCCCAAAUUAGACACUGCGGCGUGA
This is a messenger RNA of Postia placenta MAD-698-R-SB12, 603 nucleotides long. RefSeq lists its product as hypothetical. Gene Ontology annotation, molecular function: ATPase binding; serine-type endopeptidase activity; ATP-dependent peptidase activity. NCBI's taxonomy places the organism in Eukaryota, Fungi, Basidiomycota, Agaricomycetes, Polyporales, Adustoporiaceae. The transcript is spliced from 7 exons. The coding region runs from base 1 to 603 and encodes 200 amino acids. Gene Ontology annotation, biological process: protein quality control for misfolded or incompletely synthesized proteins. Gene Ontology annotation, cellular component: endopeptidase Clp complex. The record is from RefSeq and is a predicted model, not a curated record.